Molecule: messenger RNA, 796 nt
Organism: Bactrocera neohumeralis
Lineage: Eukaryota; Metazoa; Arthropoda; Insecta; Diptera; Tephritidae
Product: dihydrofolate reductase-like
Exons: 2
Coding region: 141-725 (194 amino acids)
Biological process (GO): folic acid metabolic process; dihydrofolate metabolic process; glycine biosynthetic process
Cellular component (GO): mitochondrion
Molecular function (GO): NADP binding; dihydrofolate reductase activity
Source: RefSeq, a predicted model, not a curated record
AAAAGCUAAGCUUAUUCGUCAGCAGGAACUUGAAGUGAACGGUUGUUACAAGUGAUUAGUUCGCAAAAUCACUUUAUUACUAAAGCAAUAUUUAACUGCUUUAUAAGUAUAACAUCAGGAAAAUACAAAUUUUAAUUGAAAUGUUGAAUUUUAAUUUGAUCGCCGCUGUUUGCGAGAACUCAGGUAUAGGUUUAAACGGUGAUUUGCCAUGGAGUUUAAAGUGUUUUCAUGUACUUUGUUUUAUACAUUCAAGGUCGGAAUAUGAAUAUUUUACACAAACAACAAAACGACGAUGUGAUAUCACAAAGCAUAAUGUUGUUAUAAUGGGACGGCUUACUUAUUUAAGUAUACCCGAACACGAACGACCGCUUGCAGACCGCUUUAAUGUUGUUUUAAGUACAACUUUAUCGCCAACCGAUCUGCCAACAAAUGUGCUUUUAUUUCCUAAUCUAGAGUCAGCAAUGAAACGAUUGGAACAAAGAGAUUUGCGAGAACGAAUUGAAAAUGUUUGGAUAGUUGGCGGAAGUGGGGUUUACAGAGAAGCUAUGUCUUCACCGCGCUGUCAUCGUCUCUAUAUAACAAACAUUAAACAAAAGUUUAACUGUGAUAUAUUUUUCCCUAACAUACCAAAUAGUUUCAAAGAAAUAGGACCGGAUCCGGAGACGCCAUUAGGUGUACAGGAGGAAAAUGGUGUGCAAUAUGAAUACAAAAUUUACCAAAAGUAAUCCUUACAGUUAAUUAAAAAUUUAUAUUUUAAGUUUGAUAGCAAUAAUAAUUGAUAAUGAAUAAAAAUUAA